Molecule: messenger RNA, 1469 nt
Organism: Bombina bombina (fire-bellied toad)
Lineage: Eukaryota; Metazoa; Chordata; Amphibia; Anura; Bombinatoridae
Gene: NIPAL1
Product: NIPA like domain containing 1
Exons: 6
Coding region: 122-1360 (412 amino acids)
Biological process (GO): magnesium ion transport
Cellular component (GO): membrane
Molecular function (GO): magnesium ion transmembrane transporter activity
Source: RefSeq, a predicted model, not a curated record
AACAGUAACCAUCAGGUCUGACAACAACCUGACAAGUACAGCAGCUCUCGGGACCAGUAAAGCAGCUCUCGAGACAAGUACAGCAGCAGCUCUCGGGACAAGUACAGCAGCUUGUGCAGGAAUGGCACUGCCGCUCUAUGUACCACCGGGUACAGCGUGCAGCUCAGGUGCGGUUAUAAAGUUGACGUGUCUUCCCAACAUUUCUGAGGCAUGGUGCCAAAUAAUGAAUAUGUCAAAACCCCAGCCUGCUUUUAUCAACACCACUGAACCUACUAAUGGGACACAUUUAAGUAUUGCCAAAUCUUUUGAAACCAAAUACAAUCUUUACAUAGGAAUGAUCCUGGCUAUAAGUUCCAGUUUAUUCAUUGGUUCAAGUUUCAUAAUGAAGAAAAAAGGGCUUCUACGAUUGGCUGAAAAAGGAGUCACCAGAGCAGGUCAAGGUGGCUUUUCGUACCUCAAAGAAUGGCUGUGGUGGGCUGGGUUACUCUCAAUGGGAGCAGGAGAGGCCGCUAAUUUUGCAGCAUACGCUUUUGCCCCAGCAACCCUGGUGACCCCACUUGGUGCACUGAGUGUCCUGAUAUGCGCGGUGCUGUCCUCUUACUUCCUUGACGAGACGCUGAAUAUCCAUGGGAAGCUGGGCUGCUUGCUGUGCAUAUUGGGCUCGACGAUGAUGGUUAUUCAUGCCCCGCAGGAAGAGGAAGUCACUUCUCUACAUGACAUGGAGAUGAAAUUACGAGAUCCAGGUUUCAUUACUUUUUCAACACUUGUAGUUGUAGCCUCUCUGGUACUUAUUUUUGUGGUAGCACCGAAGAAAGGCCAAAGCAAUAUUCUUGUGUACAUUGCCAUUUGUUCUGUCAUUGGAGCCUUCUCUGUAUCCUCAGUAAAAGGACUGGGCAUUGCCAUCCAUGAAUUUAUAGAGAGAAAACCUGUUUACAAGGACCCACUUUUCUACAUCUUAUUGGUCACUUUAGUAUUAUCUGUGAGUACACAAAUCAAUUACCUCAACAAAGCACUGGACACGUUCAAUACAUCAAUAGUGACUCCUAUUUACUAUGUGUUUUUUACCACUAUGGUGGUUACAUGUUCCGUUAUAUUGUUCAAAGAAUGGAACAGUAUGAGCGUCAGCGAUAUGAUUGGGACACUGAGCGGCUUUCUCACAAUAAUUAUUGGCAUUUUUCUACUUCAUGCUUUUAAGAACUCGAACAUAACCUGGAACCAGAUAACGUCCAGUAUGAAGAAAGAAAAGCCAAUUGACAGGCAGGAAGAUGAACAUUGCUUGCUUGGGAACCAGGAGAAUGCAUUACUGGCGUUUGAGGAUGACUCUGCUGUCCUCAGUCACACGGGAAAUCCUAUUCACUAAGUCCUCAGUAUCUUCCAUAUUGGAAAAUAUAUGGUUUCUUACUAAAAGUAUUCAUGCUCAUUUUUUUCUUUUUUUUACAUUGAUGCCAAGAAGUAAAAGGUUUUAGAUA